ACUACCCUGCUGGUAAGCUGCAGGUGCUGUCAAGGCUUCCUGCCUUCGUAUAUGAAAUGUUCCUUGGCAGUUGGACUGCUGUUUACCGCACACACCGCUCUGCUGCUUCUUGGUUGCACCAGUGAGCUAUUGCUGCAUGACAAGCCACACCGAAAUGUAGCAAGCACUUAUUGUUGCCCACAUGUCUCAAGUCAGUUGAGUGUUUCUGCCAAUCGGGACCUGGCUUGGCCCACCUUGGCUGAGCUUGCUCUGGUGCUAGGGUCAGCUAGACAGGUCAGCAGGAGACCAGCUGCUCUAGAAGAGCCUGGACAGGAUGAAUUGGUUCUCCUUCCACGUGCAUCUUGCAUCCCUCCAGCCAAGGAUUUGAACCCAGGUCUUGUCUGACUCCAAAUGCACCAAGAGGAUGGAGCCCAGAGUGACACAGAGGAAGAGGCCCCUGGAUGGAUGCAUGGGGAAGAUCACGGGAAUUACAAGAGACAUCCUGAAAUAUGAUCACAAAUGUUUCAAAUUAAGCCUUCCUGCUAAGUUUCCAGAGGUGUGUGGCUUGGACGGAGUGUUUCCAGACCCUGGUCUACUGAAUGUCCUGCCUGUUGCUGGUUCUUUGCAGCAGUCCAUUGACCAAUGCUGUCUACAGCUUGAGAACCUCUGCAGGCCAAGGCUGCUCUUUGCGCAUCCUACGUUACUAUUCAAUCUGCAUAGCAGCCUGAAAAACAGGCCCCUCUUUUCUCUCGUUUACACAUAUGUGAAGAAGUCACAGCAAGUGAGAAAACGUGACCGAAAGCCAUGCAGACACAGGGCCGCAGGGCCAAACCCGACUUCCAUGAUGUGA
Messenger RNA from Symphalangus syndactylus (siamang), 829 nucleotides. RefSeq lists its product as uncharacterized. NCBI's taxonomy places the organism in Eukaryota, Metazoa, Chordata, Mammalia, Primates, Hylobatidae. The record is from RefSeq and is a predicted model, not a curated record.